AUGGUGAAGCCAGUGGUGCUGCUGCUUUUGUUAUCUCACAUGGCAUGGGACGUAGAUACCAUGAAGUGUCCUAUGAAUGAUCCUUUCCAUAUUCCACAUGAAUGGUAUCAGCCAGGUAGUCUCCUCAUUGGUGGGAUUGGUUCUCAGAUCAUUUACAUUUCCCCAGAUGAUGUUUCCUUCAACAAACACCCUUCUCAGGAUGUGUUUGGCAUUCAAAUAGUGGUGUCAAAGCUGUACCAGCACAUCCUGGCCUUGGUGUUUGCUGUGAAUGAGAUCAAUGAAAAUCCAAAGAUCUUGCCCAAUGUCACGCUUGGGUUCCAUAUCUAUGACAGCUACUAUAAUAUGAUGAUGACUUAUCGUACGACUCUGGACCUUCUCUUCAAAUUACAUAGAUUUAUUCCCAACUACAGAUGUCAUGAGCAGAAAAACCUAGUGGCUGUCAUUGGGAGCCUUGGCUCUGAUAUCUCCUUCCAUAUAUCAGACAUAUUAGGUGUCUACAAGAUUCCACAGCUCCACCCAUUUCUUCAAAGCAUCGUAUUCAAUAAUUCUGUGGGAGAAACAGUGUCUUUUAAUGAUGAAAGAGAAUUGGGAGCUGGAUUUGACAUAGUGAACAUAGUGAUAUUUCCAAAUAACUCAUUUGUUAGAGUACUAAUUGGAAGAGUUGAAUGCAAAGCUCUUACAGAAGAUGAAUUUGUCAUUAAUGAAGAUAUAAUUGUGUGGCAUGGAAGCUUCAAUCAGACGCUGCCCAUUUCCUCAUGUAGUGACUCAUGCCACCCUGGUUAUCAGAAGAAAAAUAAAGAAGGGGAGAAAUUUUGCUGCUAUGAUUGUGUACCAUGCCCAGAAGGGAAGAUUUCGAACCAAAAGGACACAGUUGAUUGUUUCAGAUGCCCAGAAGAUCGGUUUCCAAGCAAGGACCAAGAUCAAUGCAUUCCCAGAGUUAUAAGCUUUCUGUCUUAUGAAGAACCAUUAGGGAUUGGCUUAGCCUCGGUUGCAGCUGCUUUUUCCCUGAUCACAGUCUUGGUGCUAGGAACUUUUAUUAAGCACAAAGAGACACCCAUUGUCAAAGCAAACAACCAGAAUAUCACCUAUACUCUUCUCAUCUCUCUCCUGCUUUGCUUUCUCUGCUCAUUGUUAUUUCUUGGACAACCCAAAAAGAUGACCUGUCUUCUCCAACAAUCAGCUUUUGGCAUGAUGUUUACAGUGGCUGUUUCUUCAGUGUUAGCCAAAACCAUCACUGUGGUUUUAGCUUUCAUGGCUACCAAGCCAGGAUCCAGCAUGAGGAAAUGGAUGGGAAAAACACUGACUGGUUCCAUUGUCCUUUUCUGCUCCCUUGUUCAAGGGGUCAUUUGUGUAGUGUGGUUAGGAACAUCUCCCCCAUUUCCAGAUGUUGACAUGCAUUCAUCAACAGAAAAGAUCAUCAUAAAAUGUAAUGAAGGAUCUGUCAACAUGUUCUACAUUGUGUUGGGCUACAUGGGACUCCUGUCUGUUAUAAGCUUCACUAUGGCUUUCUUAGCCAGGAAGUUGCCAGAUAGUUUCAAUGAAACCAAGUUCAUCACCUUUAGUAUGAUAAUGUUCUGCAGUGUUUGGGUGUCAUUUAUACCAGCUUACAUGAGCACCAAAGGCAAAUAUAUGGUUGCUGUGGAGAUCUUCUCUAUUUUGGCUUCGACUGCUGGGUUACUGGGUUGCAUUUUUUCUCCCAAAUUCUAUAUUAUUUUGCUGAGACCUGAGCUGAAUCAGAGGGAGCAGAUAAUAAAGAGAAGGAACUGA
Molecule: messenger RNA, 1767 nt
Organism: Rhineura floridana
Lineage: Eukaryota; Metazoa; Chordata; Lepidosauria; Squamata; Rhineuridae
Product: vomeronasal type-2 receptor 26-like
Exons: 5
Coding region: 1-1767 (588 amino acids)
Biological process (GO): G protein-coupled receptor signaling pathway
Cellular component (GO): membrane
Molecular function (GO): G protein-coupled receptor activity
Source: RefSeq, a predicted model, not a curated record